ACGACUGUUCGCGUGUCUAAAAGAGCAGACGCCGCGUACUUUUGUACCCAGUGGGUGAUUUCCGAAUACGUGUUUCUCGAUAAAGUCCUUUUCUUUGACAUGACGCGUGAUCAGGGCGGCGGCGUGCGCCGUCGAAAUCCACGCUUAAAGGAUCUUUUGCCUCAUGAAGUACCUGAAAAACCCGAUUGGCCAUAUGGACAUGGAAAACUUGAUCGGCUUAGCAAGGCUCUUGGUUUAACAAUCCUUGUGAUUACGACAUCGUUGAUAGCAUACUUCAGAUACCAACAGCACUUAAAAGACAUUGUUAUUACACCGCUGGAUUCUCCUCGGAUUAUUGCUGACAAUGCAACGUCCGUACAAGUGAAUCCUGAGAGGUUCUGGGGUACAUACAGAUCUCACACCUAUUUUGGCCUAAAAGCUCGAAAUCCAAACUCACCAGUGUUUGGACUUAUGUGGCUGACACAGUUCACCAAUCGCAUGCCUCCUCCCGUGCGUCACUGGUGUGCAGGGGACCAGCUUCUUGGUUACAGUUGGCUUCUACACGACGGGAAGAACUUUGGUGUUCAAGAAUUAGAAGAGCCAACCUACACUAUUAGCACAGAGUUUGUCAAGCGGUAUGGGGGAAAUCAUGGUGGUGACUGGACAGUAAAAAUUACUUUGAUACCAAAGGACGAAAAACAGACUGUGGUGGUAUCCAGCAUGUUUUAUGUUGCACUUGAUGGACAGGGAUCAGUGAAACCAGAAAUGACUCAUAAUGUCUUAUCAGGGGUAAUGGGUCAGUCAGAAGAGUUAGGGUCUUUCAUGCUUCGCUUCCCUAAAGCCAAAACAGCGCAUCAGAAAGUUGCCUAUCUUGUCACCUAUGCCCCUUCCUUGGCACGGCUUACAGAUAUUGUUAAAUCUGCCAUGAGGGUAGAGGCUUGGGACAAGGCACGCACUUUACCGUACUUCACACUUCCUGGCCGCAUGGUGCCAAAAGACUCCCCAGGCGCUAACUUCAUUGUGAAACAGGUAACGGCUACCUUGCCUCUGGAGAUCGAGGUGGUCUUUGAGUCUGGCAGUUUUCAUGACAGACCAAAUGCUCUUGAAGGGGAAGUCUUUAGUGGUGCUCUAAGUUCGCAUAUCGCUGAGUUUAACAAGAAAUUCACAGAUGUAUUUCAUCUAGAGAGAAAGAAUUAUGAAGAGAAACAGAUCCAGGUAGCCAAAGCAGCACUCAGUAACAUGCUUGGUAGCAUUGGGUAUUUUCAUGGUUCAUCUCUAGUCCAGUCCCAAUACAAUCAAGAGCCAGUUAGCUACUGGAAAGCUUCCCUAUUCACAGGGGUUCCUUCUCGGCCAUUCUUUCCACGUGGGUUCCUAUGGGAUGAAGGAUUUCACAAUUUGCUGAUCAGCCGGUGGGAUGAAGAGCUAUCUAAAGAGAUUAUAGGUCACUGGUUGGACAUGAUGAACAUUGAGGGAUGGAUACCACGUGAACAGAUUUUAGGAGAAGAAGCAAGGGCCAAAGUACCAUCAGAAUUUGUAGUCCAGCACAACAAAAAUGCUAAUCCUCCUACCUUUUUCCUCCCCCUCGAACGUCUUAUUCACAUCAUGAUAGCCAGUGGAAAGUCAGAAGACAAAAUAUACCUGGAGGCUCUUUACCCACGUCUGAAAGCAUGGUAUUUGUGGUACAAUACAACCCAGAAAGGGUCUCUACCCUCCUCAUACCUCUGGCAUGGACGAGAUGCCAAGACUGUCAAACAGUUGAAUCCUUUGACCCUAACAUCUGGUCUUGAUGACUAUCCACGUGCUUCACAUCCCACAGAUGAUGAAAGACAUGUUGAUUUGCGCUGCUGGAUAGCUUUUGCAUCUGGAGUGAUGGCAAGGAUAGCAAAGUCCCUUAAUAAAGAUUGGCAAGACUAUGCAGCAACUCAUGAGUAUCUUACAGACAAUGUUUUAUUGGACAGUCUUCAUUGGUCAGAAAAGGGUCAGCAGUACAGUGACUAUGGCCUCCACAGUGAUAAAGUGAAGCUUGAGAAACCACCCCCUCCUCCAAAUCUUCAGCCAGGUCAGCAUCCACCUGAAAUGGACAAAGUUCGCGUCAUGCUUACAGAGCCUAGAAAACAAUUUGUGGAGGCUUUUGGUUAUGUCAGCUUGUUCCCAUUCUUGCUAAAGAUUGUGAAGCCUGACUCGCCAAAACUUUACAAAAUCCUCACUGAUUUGAAAGAUCCAGGACUUCUUUGGACCGACUUUGGCCUACGAUCUUUAGCAAGAAGCAACAGAAUGUAUAACCGACACAACACUCAGCAUGACCCACCAUACUGGCGUGGAGCGAUUUGGAUCAACAUGAACUAUCUUGCACUUCGAGCACUUCACCAUUAUUCCAAUACUGCUGGACCUUAUGCUGAUGUUGCUCAAGAAAUCUAUUCAGAGCUGCGGUCAAAUAUUGUGAAAAACAUGAUAAAUGAAUUUGUGAGAACAGGGUAUAUCUGGGAAAAUUACAAUGACAAAACAGGAGUAGGAAAAGGCAGUCACCCCUUUACAGGCUGGUCUGCAUUACUAGUGCUGAUUAUGGGAGAAAUUUACUGAUCUCCAUAUUUCUCUGAAAAUUUCUGUUGGCAGUGUUCAGCGCAUUUUUCUGUUCUUGUUUCAUGGCAGUAUGGAUUUCAUUGCACAACAGUUCAGUGCUCGAUUGCCAUAAUAACUGACAUGCUUUUAAAAGUUACAUUUGUUAUUUGGUUAUUUCUGUGUGACUGUAUUUUUUUUCCUCUGGCUUGUGUGUUAAAGUUUGCAAAUGAGAAUUGUUUGAUCUUUGACUUUUCUCUUUAAUCUUCUGCCUUGUUCCGACAUCAACUGCUCAUUUGUAGCUCUUGUUUUCUUGGCAGCUGGAUCAACUAUUACAAUAAUGGAAUGUUCAUGUAAGCAUGUAGAUGGAAUGCAAGAGUAGGGUGGAGAGGAAAUAGUGUUUCACGCUGAGUCAGCAACUAAAGCUAUAUCAUGGCAAGGCAGACACCCCUUAAAAUAGAUGCCACAUGCAGAGAAAGACAAGCAUGCCUGAGACGACAGCUGAACCCAGGACUGCCAACCGUCGCAGUAUUGGUGAUGGGCACUAACUGUUGCGCCACCAGACUGCCGGGAAUCCAAGAGUGCAUGCAUGUUUAUCUUCUUUUUACAUAUGUUUGAAAGAAAAGUACAGUUUUGUAAUUAUUGUCUCAUAAGAAUCUAUAGAAAAUUUACAACAACUUCAUUUGUAAACCUGCUGGAGUCAUGUAAUUACAUGAGACAGUUCAUUUUGUUUCUCUAGGAUUGAAGGAGGGGUCAAUGGAUCAACUGUCUAGCAGGUUGCACAGUGCACAGUUCAAAAGCCAAAUCAAAAUAAGUUCAAGGAAACCAUUUAUCACCUUUCAGUGAUAUACUAAAAGCUAGAAAAAUAUUUUAUCUGGUAAACUUUAAAAAGAUAAUUCAGUUGUAACUGCCAUAGACUUGCUGGUUUAGAAGUGCCUGCUAGAACAUUCCACAUUCAUGUUUGUGAUGGAUGCAUGGAUGUGUAUAGGUGGAUUGCUUUCUGCCAAGAGCAAUGCUUAGCCUCUUGCGAAGUUCUCCGCUGAGCGAGCCUAAACAAAGAAUGUGACUAAACCGGAAGCUUUGUAAAAGCAUGCCUUAUUUUAGUAGUUAACUGGAAAAAUAUCGUCUGCCAGCAGUCCAGUAAUAAAAGUUCGUGGAUGGAUGUGUACCCAUUGUUAUAUUUGUAUUUCUUGAAUGUUUAUUUACUUCAUAUAUAUAUAAUUUAUUUGUUCACUUAGACAAUGAGAAAAAUUAAUUAUAGAGAUAAUAUACCAGAUUGCACACAGAACUUUUUAAAAACAAAUGUUUACCUACAAUUGAGAGUACACAAGUAACAAAUUCUGAUUUCUAGCAUUAUUAACUGUCCUAGUUACUGGGCAUAGUGGAAUAAUGGCUAAAGUGCUUGUCACCAUAACAGUGAGAAUCAUGUUUUUGGUUUGAAUCUCAGCUCCAAUAUAUCUUCCUCUGGAUUUAACACCUCCUUACAUGGCUGGCUGUCCAUGGUUUUGUCCUGGUACUCUGGUUUCCUCAACCCUCUGUGUAUGUGUGGAUGUGAAUUGUGUGGAUGUUCAUGUAUCCAAGGUACUUUUGAUAUCUUACCCUGAAAAGGUAUAUGCUUGUACUCUAGAAUGUAAAGUACUUUGAAUCUGGUUUCAGGAAUGAAGUGCUAUAUAAAUGUUUGUUGUAACUUGCAUAUUUCUGUGAAAUGCCAGACAAUGUAAUUCAUGCUUCAUAUUUUCACAUCUAAAUGCCCCAUAUGUACUGCCAAGGCACUUGCCAUCCUGUAGAAACACUGAUUACCUGAUAAUUAUGUAACACUGAAAUAAACUACUUCAUGAGUGAGAUUUCUAAAA
This is a messenger RNA of Pomacea canaliculata, 4388 nucleotides long. Its product is annotated as mannosyl-oligosaccharide glucosidase-like. Gene Ontology annotation, cellular component: endoplasmic reticulum membrane. Gene Ontology annotation, biological process: oligosaccharide metabolic process; protein N-linked glycosylation. Gene Ontology annotation, molecular function: Glc3Man9GlcNAc2 oligosaccharide glucosidase activity. Lineage: Eukaryota; Metazoa; Mollusca; Gastropoda; Architaenioglossa; Ampullariidae. The record is from RefSeq and is a predicted model, not a curated record.